Molecule: messenger RNA, 2132 nt
Organism: Cercospora beticola
Lineage: Eukaryota; Fungi; Ascomycota; Dothideomycetes; Mycosphaerellales; Mycosphaerellaceae
Product: CFEM domain-containing protein
Source: RefSeq, a predicted model, not a curated record
GUUGUCCUUCAUGUGGUUUCACGCAGCUUAGGAAAACAGUAUGCUGUUCUUCUGGAGCCUGUUGUCUCUAGCCAUUGGGCUGGCUGCGUCGCAGCAGACACCUCAGACUGGAUCGAAUCUUGCGGAGCUCCUACAAUCGAUGCCAUCUUGUGGACUGCAAUACUUGUCAACUGCUAUUGCUGCUUCGCCUUGCCUGGCCACGGACACGGAAUGCAGCUGCUCCAAUGCUACGAUUACUGCUGAAGUGAAUCAAUGCGUUACGACAAGCUGCACGAUCCGAGAACAGCUCAGGACAAAGAACACCACCGAGACGAUAUGCGGUCAUCCCGUACGCGAUGAGACACGUAUAGUAUCUUACGCAGGCGUGAUCGGCUGUGUCAUUGCUUUCGUCGCAUUCGUACUUCGCAUGCUGUCGAAGAUAUCCUUCCCGUGCGAGGGCGCAUUGAAAGUGGUCAACAAUCUUUGGUGGGACGACGCGAUUGCGAGCUUUGCUAUGGCGGAGAUUAUUGCAAUAAGUGUACUAUCAGUCGAACUGGCCAACCUGGGACUGGGCAAAGACAUCUGGACGCUACCUCCAUACAACAUCACACAGAUCUUGAAGAUCUACUACUUCGACGAAGACCUUUACCUUACGGCAUUACCAUUGAUCAAGAUCUCGAUCCUGCUCACGUACCUCAGGGUCUUUACGUCGAAGAAUUUCAAGAUCAGUGUAUACAUCGUAAUCGGACUUAAUCUUGCAUACGGCAUAGCGUUCCUACUGGUCUCAAUUUUCCAGUGUCUACCAAUCCACUGUGCAUGGACAAGAUGGGACGGAUCGGAUCCGACAUGCAAGUGCAACGACAUUAAUGCUCAAGGCUGGACAUCCGCAGCAUUUAACGUGAUUCUGGAUGUCUUGACGCUAAGUCUUCCUUUGCCGAUGCUUUGGAAGAUGUCCCUCAACAAGCGCAAGAAGUUCCUCGUGAUGAUGAUGUUCUCGGUGGGCUUCUUUGUCACCAUCGUCUCAAUCAUUCGAUUACAGGUCCUGGUUCAAUUCGGUCACUCACAAAAUACCACCUGGGAUUAUCGAAGUGUCGGCUACUGGAGCACAAUCGAAUUGCAUGCGAGCGUCCUUUGCGCCUGUAUGCCGGCAAUCAGGAAUCUGAUUCGCAAAUUCCAACCCCGACUGAUGGGAUCGAGCGUGGAAGAGUCUUUCGGUACCAAGGGCAUCUCCGCAGGUCGAUCUCGAAACAGCGAACUCGAGAUCGGACCCAAGACACCGCAGGUACAGGUCUUUCCGAGGAAGCGAGAUCCAGAUGAACAGGACUUUAUUCCUUUGAACGACGUACACGGAGUUGCAGAGACAACGAGCACAGGACAGACAUAUGGACACCGGUCCAACAUGUCCGAUUUCCAAUUCUUCGAAGAGGGGAAACCUGAUCCGACGCUCGAAAGGCCGGUCUCGCCUCUCGACUACAGGAGAUAAAUCGAAUGGGACGAUCGCGACGGAAUUCGAAGGCGUUCGGACAAAAUGUAAUGAGUAGCGGCGUUCUAUGGAGUUUCACGAGCAGAACAGGAUACAUGGCAAGCCAGAAAUCGCAACCAGUGCCAGACAACAGAUACCCAGAGGCAUAUAUUGCGAAUUUUGGCAACUUUGAAGCUCUUGAUCCAUUUUUCGCCAGUUUUGUCGAGAGUACAGCUUCGCAGAGCAGCGGACCGGUACAUCACAGCAUGUGGGUUCAUCUAGCGACCACGCGGCCAUGACGAUUAUUCACUCAAAGCUGGGAACUGCGCACGAGCAAAAAACCACAAAAAGAUCUGCAAGCCUCAUUUUGGCCUUGGCUAAGACCCACCGCUAUAGCGUCUUUCUAGCCUGGGGAGAGAACUUCGGCGAUAACUCCUAACGCAUUGAAGACCUUGUUUGUGCCUGCAGAAGCGCGUGUAAGCGAGCUAUAGUCGCUUGCAUCCUAUUGCCCUAGUUUAGGAUGACGAGUGUUGAUAACGAUCAGCAAUCCUGGAGUUCGGCAAGAGAGUGAGCACAGCAUAAUUUACGGCCCGUGAGACUGAUCCUGGCUGGCGAUGGACCCCGGUAGAUGGCUUUACGCGAAGGGUCACCACGUUGUUUGCUCCGAGAAAGUGCGAUAAAGCCCAAUUUA